This is a messenger RNA of Rotaria sordida, 988 nucleotides long. The record is from the annotation of a GenBank genome assembly. Lineage: Eukaryota; Metazoa; Rotifera; Eurotatoria; Philodinida; Philodinidae.
AUGAAAAGAAGCGACAUUCAAAAUGUCAUAUUACAUAAACGUUCAUCUUUACGUAUUCCUAUUGGAUUUCCAUCUCGAUAUACAACAGCCAUGAAUAGAAAUAAUUUAUCAGGAGAAAAUGUUAAAAUUAUCGAACAUAAAUAAGGCCUAGGAUUUUGGUUAAUUGUUUUGGCUUGUGCUGAUCGAUAUCUUUGUAGUUCUACAUCAAUUAAUAAGAGAGCAUGGAGUAGUGUUCGUGUGGCUAGUCGAACUAUUCCACUUACUAUUCUCAUUGUCUUAAUUGCUUAUAGUCAUGUUCCGAUCUUUUUCAAAAUUGAUAUUAUACCAGCUACUCAGAAACCUAUUUGUUAUCCUCCAGGACCACCUGGAACUUAUCGUAUAGUAUUGUCUUAUUUUAAUCUCAUCUUUCUUGGUUUAGCUCCAUCUUUUUGUAUGCUUAUAUUUGGUGUGCUUACAUUACGAAAUAUUGAUCAAUCAAAACGACUUUUUGUAAUAUCUUCGAACAAUUUGUCAAAUACAAAUAAUGAAAACAUGCGAAAGACCAAUAAACACAUUCUUCGAAUGCUACUCGUUCAAGUACUUGUUUAUAGUGUAACAGGACUAACAUUUUCUGUUGCAUUAAUUAUUACAGCUAUACAAGCUAAUCGACCAAAAACUGUCUUUCAAGUAGCUCAGGAAAACAUGAUCAAUGCAGUAGUUGGUAUACUUUCAACUCUAGGUCCUUGCUUAAGCUUCUAUCUAUUUACACUCUCAAGUAAUCUAUUUCGAAAAGAACUUCAAAAUCUGUUCAGUAAGUUUAACCGGAUUGGUAAUCAGUCGCAGAACAUUCAAACUCGUACAUCAAAUACAAAUCAUAUCAGAAUAAAAGCAACAACGAAAGUCUGACAGUACAUAGUUUCUAUCUUCUCACAAAAUGUAUUCUUAAUAUCCUGUCAAUAUUUGAUGUUGUGUUAUCUGUCAAGAAAUAAAAAUUCAAUUGUUGAAAACA